AUGACAGGAACAACCAAGAAGUCAGAUCGUCGAGUUCCACCCGAGCAACGGAAACGCACGGAGCACAGCUGUGACAGGUGCAAAACAAGAAAGCAGAAGUGCAACCGAAUCCCUGACCAAGCCCGCUGUGAACAUUGCGAGCGCUUCAACUACAAAUGUGCCGUUACGAGGCCGCGGAAACAAAGGCUGUAUGGCAGCGCAGAACAUGUGCGUGCUCGUAUGGUAUUGCUGGAGGCUUUGGUAAAAGGUCUCAUCCCUGAUGCUGACCUAUCCUCCUUCGAGAGCAUGCGGGAAGUCGGAGAAUCUCUGGGGAUUCCCAUGCCGGAGAUCGAGGAGGGCGAGUACCAUGCUCCGCAGCCCGAGCCCAGCCAGAACAAUGAAGUGGUACGCGUGGAGAAGAAACACCAACACCUAGUACAAGACCAGCAGGGUCAGGGGCAAUACAUUGGUCCUGCAAGCUCCUACUUCUUCCAGCUGAAGCUCCGGACUCUCCUGGGACGUCAUCAGGAGCGAAUCUGCCAAAUGCUACUGUUCGGUCGCAACCCUACCGAGGAGAGUCUGAGGCCGUCUACUAUCGAGGUCCUCACAGAAUCCGAAAUUCGUGCCGUUGCAAGGCCCCCUCAAUCGUAUGCCAAUGGCAGCUCUAUGUCGUAUAUCCCUGCCUUGCUCGAUUCCUCCGUGAUCGACGGACUUGUCCGAGCCUACUUCGAGCACGUCAAUGUCGACUUUCCCGUCCUUCACGAGGCGUCAUUCCUGGAGAAUUAUGAUAGAUGGCGUUUUGCCCCACAAGCCGUUGAUCGAGCAUGGGUGUGCACCCUUCUUUGCGUUCUGAUCUUGGGUCGACGGAUAAACCCACUGGGGACCGCUGAGACCCAGCAGCAAAAGUGGUGGACCCACGUCGAAUCCCUCCUGCCCAGCAUCAUCUUCACCUCCAGUAUCCAAUCAAUCCAGGCGCUGAUGCUGGCUGCCCUGCACCUCCAUAAUACAAACCAUCGGGAUGUAUGCUGGACCCUGACAGGGGCGGCAGCGCGGAUUGCGGUUGCCAUCGGCCUUCAUCGGGACGAUAUUGUCUGUGAGGGUCCGCGACUGGCUCGAGAGCUCAGACGUCUCUUGUGGUGGACACUCUACAGCUUUGAGCAGAUCCAGGUCUCCUCCCACGACCGGCCCAGUGCCCUGGAUGGCACGAUGUGUUCCACCAGCUCGCCCCACGAGAGGCUCCUGGGGAUCGGAUCCUCCCUCUAUCCUCCGAAUUACACCCUCUGGUCGACCCGGCUUACAUCCAUUCUUGGCUUCGCGUGCCGUGCGUUGCCAACCGCUGCGAGUGACCCUGAGCUUACGGGACUCUCAGGCCUCCUUUCUCCCGCAGCGGGGUUGCUUCGCGAUCUGACUAGAUGGCAUGCCACGCUACCGCAGCAUCUGUCACUUAAUGUAUUUGACACACUCCCGGAUUCGUUUAAGAGACCUGUACUUCUACUGCACAUCCAGUACCAUUACACCGUCUCCCUCCUCACUCGCCAUUCCCUGAUGCAACAUCUUGGAUCGCUAUCACAACAGUCGACCAGCGAUGGGAACGAGGAGGAGAUCGAGCUGACAGCCAAAGUCUGUUGCGAAUCUGGUCGUAAGAGCUGCGAGCUGCUAGUGCAGCUCCACAAGUGUGGAAAGUUCAACGCUGUGACCUGGUGGGACGUGUAUUUUGUGUAUUCAUCCACCUUGGUAUUAGCGCUGGGUCUCAUGUGGGAUCGAGCGCAACAGCGCAGUGACCGGACUACCAUUGAUUCAUCUCUCGCUCUUCUGCAUUCCUGCGCGACCAUCGUCGUCAACCAUUCCUCCAAUCCCAUGGUUCCUGGUACCAUGCGGCGCUGGAUUGGAAUGAUUUGCGACCUUGAUGUGCUGGUCCACGAGAAGCUAGCUCCUUCACACCAGCUAGUGCAGAGUGUUCAACGCGAUGUCAACGCCGGUUCAAACGCGGCGGAGGCCAUUGUCGAGAUUGUCCCGUCAAUGCCGACCCAGACGUAUGCACCGAUUCAUGAUAUGGGAGUAGUUAUGCAACCCAGCGCAGACCUUAGUGUCUCUCACCUUGACUCGGCGUUGAUUGUUCCUAAUGACGGCUCCAGCAACCCUACAAUGGGGAUGCCGUUCAUGAACGACGAGGGUGGCUUUUACUCGUGGGAUUCGAUUGGGUGCAUGCUACUGGGGACGGAGACCAUGAAUGCGCCAAUGAACUGCAACAUGGCGUUUUUCACUGACACCGGGCACUGA
Aspergillus luchuensis is the source of this 2259-nucleotide messenger RNA. RefSeq lists its product as uncharacterized. The transcript has a single exon. NCBI's taxonomy places the organism in Eukaryota, Fungi, Ascomycota, Eurotiomycetes, Eurotiales, Aspergillaceae. Gene Ontology annotation, molecular function: DNA binding; zinc ion binding; DNA-binding transcription factor activity, RNA polymerase II-specific. Bases 1 to 2259 code for a protein of 752 amino acids. Gene Ontology annotation, biological process: regulation of DNA-templated transcription; DNA-templated transcription. The record is from RefSeq and is a predicted model, not a curated record.